AUGGAAACAUCGUCUUAUGGUUCGAGAUUCUCAUUCAGUGUUUUCGAAGUUGCUUCUCGAAAGCCCUCUUAUCGGUUUCAGCGACAGGCAAUCGAGGCCAUCACAGAUGUUAAGGUGAAGGAUAAAUUUCAGGCCAGUAUUACCGGUCUGAGAUUAUCUGGCGCUUGGGUCAUAUGGUUGAUUGAAGAACUGGGAAGAGCGUGCGUAGCGUUUGUAUGGGCAUUGGCAAACCUAGUACUCGACUUGUCAUCGAAAGUUUCGGGGCCUCUGACAACUUCACUGAGCCAGUGCGGACUCGGGGUUUCGCGGGUUACGCACCAGGCAUUCAGCUUCAGACUUCCCGGCGCGUCACAUAUCCCCAAGACUGCCACCCGGGAAGAGCUGAGUGUGGCCCUUAUAGAAGCCGCCGCGACUGGCUCGUUACGAAACGCGAAAGCCCUCCUUAAGCGGGGAGCACGGUGCACCGUACGCGACGAGGACCUCAUGACGCCCCUACAUUUAGCUGCAAGCUGGGGACACUACGCGCUCGUGAAACUCCUACUAAGCUACAAAAAUAAGGAUUGGUUUGCUCAGGGAGGUAUUACGCCAAUCCAUCUUGCGGCGAGAUAUGGACACAGCAAGGUGGUGAAGCUACUGAUAUCGAAUGGUGGGCAUGAUUGGAUAAACGAUAGGGCUGAUAGUCAAGGGACCUUGGAAAAGUUCAGGUAUCCCCGAGUUAUCUCGUACGCAAAGACCUUUUCGGCACGAGAACUGGCUGCUAUAUAUGGCCAUGAAAACGCAGUACUUGCCUUCCCAUCAACCAAGAAAGAUGACAUUCUUCAGGCCAUGUCGUCUGCGUGUGCGUUAGGAAACCAGAGCAUGGUAGAAACGAUAUGGCGCCAUCACGAGCAGAGAUCAUACUUCAAAAGAAACUCAAACCCGACAAAGCUGGCCAGCACGUUCAAAGCACCGCCGCUUCACCUAGCAGUCACUUCGGGAAACCCUGCACUUGUCGCGUAUCUCCUUGAGCGUGGGUUUCCCGUCAAUGACCAAGGCACCGUCGAGGGUUCGCAGUAUAGCUCUCCAGCGCACUAUGCCGCUAUGAUUGGCUCCGUAGAGAUUCUUCAUCUUCUAAAGAGUAGCGGAAGCGCUGUGACAAGCCUGGACUUCUGGAACCGGACACCUCUAUCGUAUGCCAUUCAGCAUGAGCAUAUAGGGAUUUAG
Molecule: messenger RNA, 1203 nt
Organism: Fusarium subglutinans
Lineage: Eukaryota; Fungi; Ascomycota; Sordariomycetes; Hypocreales; Nectriaceae
Product: Pfs NACHT and ankyrin domain protein
Exons: 4
Coding region: 1-1203 (400 amino acids)
Molecular function (GO): protein binding
Source: RefSeq, a predicted model, not a curated record